AUGUCGUUGGCCAGGUUUGACUUGUCAGACCAUGGGGCCUGGUACCUGGGGCCUGUGUCCUGCCAGAAGGCCCAGAGCCAGCUGCAGGGCCAGCGCCAUGGAGUCUUCCUUGUCCAUGACUCGUCCACCUGCCCCAGCAACUAUGUGCUGCCUAUGUCUGAGAACUUGCAGAUCUCCCACUACAUCAUCAACUUGCUGCCCAACCGCUACUUCAGGAUCAGUGACCAGGAGAUCGACCAUCUGUCCACCCUGCUUGAGUUCUACAAGAUCCACUACCUGGACACCACCAUGCUGAUCAAGCAGGCGCCCAGAAAAGAAUGGGAUCUGACAACUAACAGCACAGACAAGGCCAAAGUGGAAAUCCUUUGUGAUAUCCUCUAUUGCUUGGGCCCAUUCUCCCAGGCGGCAGGACCGGGGCUAGGAGCCCUCAUUUAUUCUGAGAUAUUCACUUUAAAAAAUCAUAGCAGCCUUGGCUUCUCUCCUGAAUACCCCCACCUUUAA
Messenger RNA from Tachyglossus aculeatus (Australian echidna), 501 nucleotides. Its product is annotated as crk-like protein. Gene Ontology annotation, biological process: positive regulation of ERK1 and ERK2 cascade. The record is from RefSeq and is a predicted model, not a curated record. NCBI's taxonomy places the organism in Eukaryota, Metazoa, Chordata, Mammalia, Monotremata, Tachyglossidae. The transcript has 3 exons. The coding region runs from base 1 to 501 and encodes 166 amino acids.